Molecule: messenger RNA, 1219 nt
Organism: Culex pipiens pallens (northern house mosquito)
Lineage: Eukaryota; Metazoa; Arthropoda; Insecta; Diptera; Culicidae
Gene: AlkB
Product: nucleic acid dioxygenase ALKBH1
Exons: 3
Coding region: 115-1089 (324 amino acids)
Biological process (GO): oxidative RNA demethylation
Cellular component (GO): cytoplasm; nucleus
Molecular function (GO): ferrous iron binding; broad specificity oxidative DNA demethylase activity; oxidative RNA demethylase activity
Source: RefSeq, a predicted model, not a curated record
ACAAGAUGUACUUCCAAAAGACGAGAAAAUUAUUUAAAUUUUGCUAAAUUACCACAAAACAUCUGUAAAGUUAAAAGUUGAAGUGUUUUUCAAAAACCACAAGAAAAAAGAAACAUGUUUCAAGAGUCGUUCAAAUACUACAAGGCGCGAGAUCCGCCACCAAGCUUCGAGAACGUAAUCGAUACGGACAAGGAUGGUGCUGAACUAGAUUGCCGACUGCAGAAUUAUUCGUCCACUGUCGGAAAUAAUGCCACCUUCCCGGAUCUGCUCGACAGCAGUUCCUGGCGGAUAUUCGCGCUAAAGAACAGGCCCGGACUCAUCAUCAUCAAAAACCCCUUCACCAAACACUCCCAAAGACACUGGAUGACGCGCUGUAUCUGCGACUAUCCGAAACAUCCCAACCACACGAACCUUCCGGACGCCAUCGUAGACAAGUACGCACUCCGCAGUACGCGGGAACAAUUCGACUGGUGGGCUACGGCCACGACCGUCGAAGAUCCGGCCGACCGGAGGAAACUCCUGAAGGCGCUCCGUUGGACCACGCUGGGAUAUCAAUACGAUUGGACCAACAAAAUUUACGACGAAUCCGCUCGGAAUGCGUUCCCGGAAGAUUUGUCCGCCCUGUGCCGUCACUUUGCCCAGGUUCUGGGCUUCGUCCGGUUCCGACCGGAAGCGGCCAUCGUGAAUUACUACCCCGUCGGGAGUACCCUGGCAGGGCACACGGACCACUCCGAGAAGAAUCUGGAGGCGCCGUUGUUUUCGUUUAGCUUUGGCCAACCGGCCAUCUUCCUGAUCGGAGGGCACACCAAAGAGGAGCGGCCGGACGCCCUGCUGCUCCGGAGUGGCGACGUUAUCGUGAUGACUCGGGAGGCCAGACUGUGCUACCACGCGGUGCCAAAAGUUUUCCAUUGUCCGGAGUCGGAACGAAGCCAACGGUGGGAGUCACCGGACGAGCAACCGGAAGUGCAAACUGCCGACUGUCGGUCAACAGCGACGAUGACCACGGGUGCUUUCGCUGAUUACAUUGGUAAUAGCCGAAUCAACAUCAAUAUUAGACAAGUUUUAAAUGAGGGAGAAAAUCAUUUGUAAACGAGGUCCCUCCCCCCCCCUCUUCCAGCCCUGGCGCAACUUGGUCCAGGACGGAAUCGCUUCCUGCUUAUUUUUGUGUGUGGUUGGAUUAAAUUUUUAAAAUUACCACCGGUUUAGUGAGAACGAUAAA